AUGGUAGCUUACCCACACUACAUUCACUACAUCCUCCCGGAAGCCCGUUGUGGCAACCGUGCUGCGGGCGAGCAGCUCCGGCGGCAUAAGGUGUGUCCACGCAAGGCGAAUCAAGGCGAGGAACGAGCAGGAGUACACAAUUUAGUGCUUCGGGGCUUGAAACGCCAAGUUCUGCACUCCCCCUCGCGGGGCGUGCAGUUUUUGGCACGUUUGGGACGGAAGAGGCAACAAAAACUGACUCCACCGCCCGGCACCUUCUGCGCCGGAGAGUGCACACGCUUGGCGGUUCGGUUUGGCAGGUUCGCGGUUCGCGAGUUUGCGGUUCUUGAAACCAGCAUUGCAAUUUCACCGGUUCCUCAGGAGUCGAUUCUGGUUCGCGGUUCCGGUUCGGUUCAUGUCAAGGCGCCCCGCUCGUUCAGAGUGCAAGCCCUCUCUCCUCUCCAGGUAGGCUUCUUGACAGAAGCGCGCGAUGCUAGCAGUGGGGACUGGCUGGUUGAACCACGGAGCGUGAUGAAGUACCUGCGCCACCUACAGGGCGAGGUUUCCGCGUUGCGCAGAGCGUUGCCCUUGGGCGAUCAGCUGCAAGACAUGUGGGAGGUUGUUUCCUCCAUGCAGUGCUCUGUGGACGUGGUGAAGAGCAAGACUGAGUCGAUGGAGCACCAGGUGAAAGACAUCACCGGGCACAUGGACUCCACACGCUUGAGCUUGCUCGACAAGCAGAUGC
Messenger RNA from Symbiodinium sp. CCMP2456, 724 nucleotides. NCBI's taxonomy places the organism in Eukaryota, Dinophyceae, Suessiales, Symbiodiniaceae. The record is from the annotation of a GenBank genome assembly.